CAUUAUGGUGUAGUGUGUCCUCUCACUACGCUAGGCUCACAGCAUCAACCUGAGACCAGAUACAGUUAAUUAUCUACCAGGCGCGCGCACACACACACAUACACACACAAAGACAAGAGUGCAUGAACUAACCAGACUGACAGAAGAACCUUCCGUUGGACCGAAAAGAGACAGUCUAGAUGAAAAAAACAGAUAAAGAGAGGUAGAUCUGAGGCUAGAGACGAGUAAAAGACAGGCACCUGGUCCCAACACUGGACAUGUGAUUAUGGAUCAGUAUCAGGACUAAAGAAAAAACACAUGAGAGGAGCGAAGAGUGGAUAUUCUCCUUCUUGACAGGACAGACCAACAGCUAAAGAAGAACCAGUGAGACCAGCCUCCAUCACUCAUGCCCUUCCUCCCUUGCCAACCGGUUUUCCUCCAUCCUCCACCUGUCCGCUCGGUGUCACCCUGUGGAUCUGCUAGCAGACGGGCAUCACUGGCAUCAUGCCGGCUGCAUUGAAGUCAUCUCUGGAUGGGAGCAUGACAGAUUCAGGGGAGCUGGAGCAGGCGGCACCUCCCUGUCUUGGAAAAGUGCCCCGCGACCUGCUCCAAAACUUUCCUCACACUAAGCGUGUGGGCAGCUACCUGGUGGGCAAAAUGAUCAACAAGGGCUCGUUCGCCAAAGUUAUGCUGGGGAUGCACAUCAGUACAGGAGAGAAGGUGGCGAUCAAAGUGAUAGAUAAGAAGAAGGCUCGUCAGGAUUCAUACGUUUUAAAAAACAUGAAGCGUGAACCCCGGAUUCACCAGCUGAUCCGCCACCCCAACAUCGUCUUGCUGCUGGAGACGUUGGAGACGGAGAACUGCUACUACAUGGCCAUGGAGCUGUGCGGAGGAGGAGACCUUAUGGACCGAAUCUGUGAACGCAAGCGGUUGGAGGAGAGAGAGGUCCGCAGGUACACCCGCCAGAUACUGUCUGCAGUGGAACACCUGCACCGACACGGGAUAGUUCACAGGGACUUGAAGAUUGAAAACUUCCUACUGGAUGAGCACAACAACAUUAAGAUAGUUGACUUUGGUCUGAGUAACACUCUGAAGGCAGACUCUCUCUCUCUGGAGCUUCUGAACACUCAGUGUGGCAGCCCUGCUUACGCCGCUCCCGAACUGCUGGCCCACAGGAAGUACGGCCCUAAAGUGGACGUGUGGUCUGUGGGUGUGAGUAUGUUUGCCAUGUUGACCGGCACUUUACCGUUUACGGUGGAGCCCUUCAACAUCAAGCAACUUCACCUGAAAAUGGUGAAUGGAGAAAUCAGUGUGAUACCGUCGGACAUCAGCAAAGCGGCUGUACAGUUUGUCUUGUCUCUGCUGGAACCAGACCCAGCAAAAAGGCCAACAAUAAAAGCAGCAAUGGAGGAUAAAUGGUUGAAUGAGGGUUAUGCCAAGAGACCCCUCCAUACUGUAACUCAUAAAAACAGGCUGCGUCCCGAGGAUCUAAAUUCAGCUGUGCUAAACUACAUGACUGAAUCUCUAGGUUACGGUCUUUCUGAUGUCAUCCACACUGUCAUCAGUAACAAGCCGUCGGCCAUCUUAGCUUGCUACCAUAUACUGCUGAAAAAACUCAACAGGCAUCAGAAAGUUGUGAGGACCAUGAAGAAAGAAGAGAACAGCGAAUGGAAUCUUCUGAAUAAGGGCUUGUCGAGAGGGAGAAGCAAUGCAAGUGCUAAGAGUCAGCAACAGUCUCCUCAGAGUGACACAGCCAAUGAGAGGAGCUCAAGGCAGGCCAGUAAGACCCAGAGCAGCCAAUCACAGGACAGAGAUGCCCAGACUGGCGUGAAAAGACCUGCGGAGAUCAUUAGACCAAAGCAGCCAAGCCUAGUGGACAAAGCAGAUUCCCCCACCUCACUGCCUGUGGACACAGCGAAUGAGAUUGCCAUACUUGUGGAGACACAUGAUGGACUGAUUCCUAAAGUCUCAACGUUUGGUGAAAAGGAGAUGCUUCGUGUCUCACCCCCUAAGUGUUCCUGCAGAGAGGAGAGCGGCACCAAACUCUGUGACUCUGCCCCUUGUGAUGCCACUGUAACCAUAGACACCUCUAGAGACUCCCAGACAAUGAAAACGCCAAUCAAACCACAUGAUCUGAGACCGGCUUACUCUGACAAAUAUCAAUCUCUGGACUGUGAACAUCAGCAUGAUGACAAGUUAGAGAAGUUACAGACGUUCUACUCAGAGAAAGGGGCUUCUCCCAGAACGGGACAGCGCUUUAAGGAUCUAUUACUGGCUAUUGAGGAGAAAACCUACAAUGCUCGCCACCUCAGCGCCAUGGAAACCACAACACAAACCUCCCCUUUACCGCGACUACGACACACUGGGACGCUUAAAGAAUCCGCACCUAGAAAAGUCACUUGGGUAGGCUUGACGCGCCACACAACGGCUGGCACAGGCUCCUCGUCUUUCUUGGUAAAUGGGUCCAAACCGCCACUGUUUCCAUCUCAAAGACAACAAGCUCUCGUCAUUAAAAACCUGAGACAUGGAAAGGAGAAGAGGAACGUGGGAACGGGAGGGGGAGGAGGGACAGGCAUCCCCAGUAAUACAGCGAAAAGAAACUCAAUUCAGUUGCGAACGGCUAUACAGCGCCGAGUCACGGACCUCAACCUACCAAUGCUUCCGUCUGCUUUACAAAACAAAUCUGACAAAAAGACAGAAAUACUCCGAAUGGAUUUUGGGUGACAUUUGAGGCUCUCUUAAAAGGAGUACUCCGGGUUUAAUACAAAUUAAGCUUGCUCGACAGCACUUGUGAAUUAAUGUUGAUUACCACAAAACUAAUCAAUUUCAUUCAUCUCUCAUUUUCUCUAAGGCAAGACAGGCAAAACUUUAAGAUUUUAGGCUUUUUUGC
Rhinichthys klamathensis goyatoka is the source of this 2869-nucleotide messenger RNA. Its product is annotated as hormonally up-regulated neu tumor-associated kinase homolog A. Lineage: Eukaryota; Metazoa; Chordata; Actinopteri; Cypriniformes; Leuciscidae. The coding region runs from base 484 to 2703 and encodes 739 amino acids. The record is from RefSeq and is a predicted model, not a curated record. Gene Ontology annotation, molecular function: protein serine/threonine kinase activity; ATP binding. The transcript has 10 exons. Gene Ontology annotation, biological process: protein phosphorylation; intracellular signal transduction. Gene Ontology annotation, cellular component: cytoplasm.